Gambusia affinis (western mosquitofish) is the source of this 1477-nucleotide messenger RNA. RefSeq names its product cornifelin homolog A-like. The transcript is spliced from 5 exons. The record is from RefSeq and is a predicted model, not a curated record. The coding region runs from base 727 to 1212 and encodes 161 amino acids. NCBI's taxonomy places the organism in Eukaryota, Metazoa, Chordata, Actinopteri, Cyprinodontiformes, Poeciliidae.
GUGGAACAUUACACAAAAACCACGAGUUGUUCUGGAAGUUCAUACUUUACUCACAAACGCCUUUCACCUUAUCUUGUUCUUUGUCUAGUAGGGCUGUUAUGACGCCCCCUUGUGGUGGCGGAAGUCUCUAGCAGUUCAACUCGGAUCUAAAGUGUUUUAUUUUUGUCACUACCUAAUGGAUUUUAUUUAAAAUGUGGUUAGCAGAGAAACUGAGGAGGACAUAAAUAAAACUACCAAGCUGAAGCUAAAUGUACAGAUAUUUCUGUCCCAGUUAGACACUGAUGCAAAGCUAGCUAGCACGUUAUAAAAAUAGCAGUUUAAAAGUCGCACAAACUUCAGGUGCUUCAAAAAUUAUGAGCAUGAUUUCUAUCGGGUUUUGAUGGGACAAAAAAACCUUGCACGCUAUUUAUUUGUUAGUUUAUUUCCUUAAAUUUUUGACGUUAAACACAUAGCUGCAACAAAAUUAGUUUAUGUUGUACAUGCAGACGUUAGCGCUCCAGGACAGUACAGCUAGCUGCUGCGCACAGAGUCACAUUUUUAAACUCUCUUUACUAAUAGCAUGUAUGCACAAGUAGUGAUGACUUAUUUUCGUUUAACUUUUCGCCACAUACAUUGUUUCCAGUACCGCUUGCUCCUACUGUUUUUAGCCAUAUAUGCAAGAGCUGGACCACGAACUUCGAGCUACUGGUGUAAGACUUUCUGGACCACAGGUGAGGAGCUGAAGACAUGUCUGCCGACGUUCAGGCGACCCAACCCCGGGCGUUCACCAUGACCUCUGCGUCCAAACAGUGGUCCUCUGGCAUCUGUGACUGCUGCCAGGACAGCGCUCUCUGUUGCUACACCUGCUGGUGCUUUCCCUGCUUCGCCUGCCAGACAGCGAAGGAGGCUGGAGAGUGUCUCUGUCUCCCCCUGCUGGACGCUUUCGGACUCAUCCCGCCCAUGGCCACGUCACUCCGGAAGCGUUUGCAGCGACUGCGUGUAUGCGAGCUUCUGCGGGCCCUGCACCUGGUGUCAGAUAUCCAGAGAGAUCAAGACGAGACAAAACCCGGUGGUGUUUGUCAGCGCGGCUGCCUGAUCAGAACUAAUGGUCCGCUCCCUCAUCAACAACCCGAGAAGCUGACGUCACGGCCGUCAUCAGAGAGAGAUGGCGGCCAAGGAGUUGCCACGCUUGAUUGGAUUAAGAGAGACUUUCACGUUUCCAGGAACAUCUGAUUGAACAUUGAGUGAAAAGGAACAAAGGUUGGAAAAUAGGGAAAUAUUUAACAUUCAGCCAUGCACCACAUCUGUUUCUCUUUAUUGUAGAAAAUACUGAUUUCUUCCACACAUUUACUUUUGUUUACCAUUUUUAUGUAAUGGUUGAACAAAUAUACAUGUAUAUCUGAAAAUAUAAGGCUUAUUCUUUGCCUUUUAAGUUAAAAAUAUUCAAUGUGCAAUCGCUUGAAACUGUGUAUAUUUCCCAAUAAAGACUAGAAAUAAA